Molecule: messenger RNA, 2148 nt
Organism: Habropoda laboriosa
Lineage: Eukaryota; Metazoa; Arthropoda; Insecta; Hymenoptera; Apidae
Gene: lovit
Product: proton-associated sugar transporter A
Exons: 9
Biological process (GO): transmembrane transport
Cellular component (GO): membrane
Molecular function (GO): sucrose:proton symporter activity
Source: RefSeq, a predicted model, not a curated record
UUUCAUUAAUCUUAUUACCUCUGCUGUUUGCAAUUCUUGAAGUAAAAACAAGAAAAGGAGUGACACUAGGGUAGAAAAAGAUUUGACGAACAAUUGAUGUACGAUUUAUGGAUCGUUCGUAUGGAGUGUAGAUUGGCUUUGAAGUUCGUUGGUUUUUUUGUCGUGACACGAUGAGGGAUAGGACUUUCGAUUGAGAGAAAUUAAAGGGAAUUUCGAAGAUUGUGAAACAUGGUGGACAAACUGCACGAAUAUGAGGGUUUUGCUGGAAGGGUGCACGGUGUCAGGGAUAAGUUUAAGGAGAAAUGGGAGACAUGGAAGGAGUGGAAGAAUGGAAUACCGAUGGAUCAAGGGAUCGAGGGGUUCCUGAAUCAUCUUCGGGGACCGCCGAAGUUGGAGAGGACUUUGGACGAUUAUGCGCAUAUUUACAGAAAAAAGACACGAGGAGAAUUAGUACGCGUGUCUGCAGCCGUAAUGGGGAUCGAAUUUUCAUAUGCAGCAGAAACCGCGUUCGUUUCACCAACAUUAUUAAAAAUCGGAGUGGAUCACCAGCACAUGACUCUCGUUUGGGCGCUCAGCCCCCUUAUUGGGUUCUUUGUCACGCCAAUCUUGGGAAGCUUGAGCGAUAGGUGCAGACUGAAGUAUGGAAGAAGAAGACCCUUCAUUCUUUUAUUAGCCAUUGGAGUGUUGAUAGGAUUAAUACUGGUACCAAACGGUGAGGACAUGGGUUACUCGUUCGGCGACACACCACCGGCACCAAGGAGCAACUAUACAGUUCCUUUAGGACAUCGAACCACGGCGAAACAAGCAAGAGAGGAUACAGUUAAACCUCCAUCUCAUUCUUGGGGAAUUUUCUUCACAAUUCUAGGCACAGUUUUGCUCGAUUUCGACGCAGAUGCUUGCCAGAGUCCAGCCAGAGCUUAUUUACUCGACGUCACAACACCUGAUGACCAUGCUAAAGGCUUAAGUACGUUCACCAUAAUGGCGGGCUUAGGAGGUUUCAUGGGAUAUGGUCUAGGUGGCAUUAAUUGGGACGCCACUGCCAUAGGAGUUAUGCUAGGUGGACACCUUCAUGCUACUUUCACCUUGAUUACCAUUAUUUUUGUUAUCUGCGUUUCUUGCACCAUCACCAGUUUUAAAGAAAUUCCGUUAGAAUUGUUGGAAAGAGAUGAAUAUCAACAGUUACAUGAACAAAAGAUUACUAGCGAAGAGAAAGAAGAGGAACAGACAGAGCAUGAGAAAAUUACUACCGAUGAGUGCACGACUUAUGGCACUUUGGAUAACGAUCAAGAAAUUGCUAUCAAAAAGGAUGAAUUUGUCCUGAAGCCUCUUCCAGUACAAGAACCAGAGAAAAGGGCUGGCCAAGUGCCUGUGAUUCCAGAUGUAGCCACACAGGAUGGUGAUUGCAUGAAACAUGAUUUCGAUGAGAAUGCAGAAGGAAAUCCAAAAGCUACGCUCAGAGAAUAUCUCCUUUCUAUCGUAUAUAUGCCACACAGUCUUCGUAUGGUGUGCCUAACUAAUUUAUUCUGUUGGAUGGCACAUGUCUGUUACUCCUUGUACUUCACAGACUUUGUUGGAGAGGCUGUUUAUGGUGGUGAUCCACAGGCUCCAGAGGGUACCAAGGAAAGAGAAUUGUACGAAAGUGGUGUUCGUUUUGGAUGCUGGGGAAUGUCUAUGUAUUCAUUGUCCUGUUCAUGUUAUUCACUGAUCAUUGAGAAGCUUAUAUGAAUUUUUUACAUAAAUCAAGCCAGGAGGGUGUACAUCUGCGGCUUGUUAUUCUACAGUACUGGCAUGAUGAUGAUGGCGUUGACGAAGCAUCCCGUGGGGGUGAUCGUAUUCUCCUGGACCGCAGGUGUCAUGUACUCCACGUUAUUCACGAUGCCGUAUCUUCUAGUUGCACACUAUCAUGCCUCAUCAACGUUCGAGGUGACAGCCGAGGGUGAAGCCGUUCAAAGCGGAGGCGUGCGUGGUCUUGGCACUGACGUCGCGAUCGUCUCAUCUAUGGUGUUCCUGGCACAGUUCGUGCUCUCCUGCUGUUUGGGAACGAUCGUCAGUAAAUCUGGGACCACCACAGCGGUGGUCUGCGUGGCAAGCACCCUCGCCGCCUGCGGAGCCAUUUCUGCAACGCAGAUCAUGUAUCUAGACCUUUGA